Messenger RNA from Orbicella faveolata, 5840 nucleotides. RefSeq lists its product as uncharacterized. The record is from RefSeq and is a predicted model, not a curated record. Lineage: Eukaryota; Metazoa; Cnidaria; Anthozoa; Scleractinia; Merulinidae. Gene Ontology annotation, cellular component: mitochondrion.
AUUACAAACGACGAUUUUGAAAACUUGAGGCUAAACUUUUCAAGAUGCGCAAACCGUGACUGAGCUCCUUUAAGACCUGGCAGGAACCCUGAACAAGCUGGCAAAUAGGGGCUAUGGCAAGUCUGUAGAGGGCUAGUCACCCACUCAGACUCAACUAGGGAGAUUUAGUAAUGACGGUGACGCCGAGGACGACGCUUUGUAAAAAACUUGUUUUGUAUUUUACUUUCGAAUGUGGCAACUGUUAUGACAGGGUUCAAUUCCAAAAGAAGAUACGAAAAAUGAGCCGUUGCGUUUCAGGUUCUCCAAAAUACGUGUAACUGGGUUGUUUCACGUUAUUUUUCAGUGACGGGUAAGAAAUGUACCAAGAUUCAAAACGCGCGCGGAUAGCCAUUGUUUCGCUCAUUAAACCUUUUGUUUGGUGACCUUCUUGUUGGCGUCGCCGUCGUUGUUUGCUAAAGCUCCCUAAUCUCUGACUACAGACACCAAAACAGAAACUUAACAGUGGGAUGUGGUGAGUCACCAGAUUGCGGACCAUUCUAGGGAAUGUGGCAUGACGCUUGCUGACCAAAACCUAUAGGAAGUCUGAUUCAAUACCCUCUCUUCUGGGAGCCAAGUCCAUUUGAACCCCAGACGGGAAAAGACAACGGGAGAGGCCAAGAAUAACUUAGGGAAGGUCAGCGGAAAGCCAUGCACCUGACCUGGAAUGAAAUGCGGAAAGUGGCACGAGACCACUCCUACUGGGGAGAGACCCUAACGGCCUUGUGCGUCCCGUGGCGCGAUAAAGAUUGAUGAUGAUAUGUGAUGAUAGAAUGAAGGCUCUUCAUAUGAUGUACAUUGUAUCUUGUUUAUAUGAACAGCUCUCAUUCUAUUUUCACUAAAAAAAUGUACAAUAAUGUGUCGGGUGUUCUGGGUUCGGGUGACCUCAUUGUAAAAUCGUUUAAAAGAUAAUUGUAUAGUUUUGACUCGUAAAGCUUGUGAAACAAGCAUUAAAAUUGAAUUUUAAGCUUUGUCUUCUUAAACAGUGAUUUUUGAGGAGGCAUAGGUUUGUUAGCUUAUAUAUGAAACUUAUGCGCUGCCCUGAUUAAGCUCAUUAAACUUUUAUCUUGUAAGGUUGUAGGACAGGGGGCCAGUCGUUUAGCUGUAAAGUACGUUUAGUAGUUGAAAGUAGUUGAUAUACAAGACCGUAGUUGAAUUUCAAGACCGCCAUGUUACGCUUCCUAGCUUUGGUUAGCUGAUUAUUCGCGUUAAUUUCCCUCAGGUUUGCGACAUCAAAUUGUCACUGCUAAAUCACAUGUUACACGAGUUUUUUUUUUUUUUUCCCUUCAGUUUUUGGUUCUUUGAUAGGCUCUUUUCGUAAUAUGAAAUGAUGAAAUCGCUAUGUCCUCUGAGUCGCUGGUCAUCGUAAACGAGAAAUAACGCUUAAAUGAGUAUAAUGACAACCUCGUUUCCACGGUGCUCUCUCUUCUCUUGAGGGAGGAAGUGAGAGGACCCUGGUAACGAGUUUGAAUGACUCAAAGUUUUGAGCCGCGUAGUUGCACUGCGGGCAUUUUCGUUCCCAGUCUCUGGGGGCAAAUUUACAAGAAAAAACUAGUCAGUUCCAGGCGGCAUAAAGUAACAAGAAAAAUAUUUUCGUCAUUUUGAAACCAGUUUUCUUCUAUAAUUAUUACUUAUUGCUUGUUUCAAAGAACCAAAAACCAUAAACUAAAUUAAAAUUUCGUGUCAUGUACACAAACAAGCGUAUGCACUUGUAGUACAGUUACAAAUUCAGUGUAAUACUUUUUUUAUUACUAGUGCUGACUUUUUCAUGUUUUUGAGUGGGAUUGAUGGAAUAAGCAGUGAAUAAUUUAACAGCCAGGAUAAAAAUAGAAAUCAGUAUUAGUUUUGUGUCAAACUCAGAUAACUUGUUAAUAAAUGAUGUUACAAAAAAAUAGAUUUUGAUUGCUGCAAUAUAAUUAUUGUUAAAUGAACGUUUGUUUAACGCUAGUUCAGUGUUUUUUGAUAUUUAUUGUUAUUGACCCUGCCAGACGUCUCACCCCAAACUUACAAGGAAAUGAAUACGAGGGGGGCAUGCGCUACCCCGCUAUAAAUUUGCAAGGUCCCAUAUCAUUAUGAGUUUGCAAAGGAUUCUAAUUAAACCACAUAUUUACUCAAUUUGGUAUGAUAAAUUAAGCGGUGCAGUUUAUUUUUUGUUUUAAUGAAAAAAAAAAAAAUUCGGAAAAGCGUGACAUUGGUAAAAAGAUCCAUUACACGAGAAUUGUUGUCACGCAAAUAAUGCAGAUCGGGUGAUAUGGCAGUCACGCUUAUUAUUCCAAGCAGUCGAAGCAAAGCCUAAGAAUGCGUGACACUCGGAUAAGGAAUAUUGCAUGUAAUUUGUCUCCACCACUUAUUUAAACGGCCGCGUAGAGAACAAGCAGGCUACAAGAGAUUUAACGUCGAGAGUAUUGAAGUGUAGAAGUUCGCAAUACCGUAUCAACAGGAAUCUUUUAAAAAAGAGUAUUAGUUAUCCGAGGUAAGUUAGAAUUUAAGUAAUUCACAAUUUAAACAGGAGUGAUUGUAGAUUAGGGAGUACGUUCGAUCUGUUGUGUGGCAGCAGGCUAAAGGCUGUGAUGGGGAAUGUGGUAACUGCUUUGUGCUUCGAUGUGCAUGAGAUGUUGACUUCUAGAGAGUAAAUUAUACGUAAAGAUUUUUGGGAUAUGACCUUACUAAUUCUUUGACUCGUAGAAUCGGUAAAUUUGUGCCGUGACUCCAAAUCUUGCCAUUUGCCAUCGGCGGGGUACGUAACUCGGUGUGUUAAGACUCGUUAUCUUGUUCGAACAAGCCAUGGUCGUCUUGUUUGGCUCGGAGGUUUUGUUUCAUUCAUCACGACGUAUACGACGUAUAGUUGUUUAUCGACGUUAUUGUCAAAGAGAACUUCCUUAACCGCCAAUGGCCUCCACACCAAAGCCACAACUUGACGCUCCGUCCACACUACGCCGGAGGAAUUUGAACGAAGUUCCCUGCUACACGGCGCCUAUUAAUUCAAUAUAUUUCUUUAUUUCUAGUACCCCUUCCUCGGAUCCAGAGCCCAAAACUCAAAAGAAAACAGAAAAGUUACAAAUAUCAAGAUCUACAGGAGUCAUUAUGAGCGCAUCCAAUGAAGUCGAAGAGUAUAUGGCAGUGAUAGAUGAGAUGCGGACAUUGGUUGCAAACAGGCCGCUUGCAAGUGUGCUGGGAAAGGACUUUCUGAUUUACCCAGAGGUUUUCCACCCAGACACUUGGUUUGACAUCGCACAGUUUAUAAACAGAGGGGUCCUUGAAGUUGUUAAAGGAGAGGUGGCAAAGAAAGGUGAAGAAGAAUCUUUUGAUUUCCUGGAAGUUGGCUGUGGAGCAGGGUAUGCUUCAAUUCUGGCAGCUUUAUCUUCACAGAAGUGUCAUGUCUGGGCUUCAGAUAUCAAUGAAACUGCUGUGGAAAACACCAUAGAAAAUGCAAAAAUGCACGGGGUCGACGCUCAAGUGAAUGCUGUGACUGCUGACGUGUUCAACAACAAAAUAUUCGCUGGAAAAAAAUUCAACAUGAUCUACUGGAACCUUCCUUGGGCUGGUCAACGCACGGAGCCUGGGAUCGAUCUAGAUCUACUCAUGCGCAGUCUACUUGAUCCAGGGCACCAGAGCUUUCACCGUUAUCUUUCGGAAGCAAAGAACUUUCUUAAGAAAACAGGAAGGAUCUUUGUUACUUUCUCCUUCAGUUUAGGUUCCAAAGAGCUGUUCGAUAGAAUGGUGAGCGAAACAGGAUGGAGUUACAAAAUCUAUUCUAGAGACAACUUUCUUUUUGAGAUGGCAGGCGAACAACAAGACUUAGAUGUGUGUCUUGUGGAGUUUGUGAAAAAAGAAGAUUGAAAUUUCAAAAGGGGAAUCUAAGUGAGAGCAACUGAAAACUCUCCUCCGUCACAUUUAGUUUUAGACUGUUUACCAGUCUCUUUCUGGAUUUUCUGCGGGCAAGCAAGUCACGCCUUCGACCUUGUCCCCAAGGCUUUCUCCGCUUUUCAAAAUGGCGGACGAGCUGCUAUUUUGAAAAUCAUCGAGAAGAAGGCCCUGGGGGCGAGGUUGAUCAUGCCUCCCAAAGAAAUUGUUAAAUUUUCUAAUAGUAGUUGAAUGUGAAAAGCAGAAGUGAUGAACAUUUGAAGACUUUGAACUAAAACUAAGAGUGUGUAAGCUUAUAGUUAGCUGGUCUGUAGCUAUUUUUACCUAGGAUGAAAUCAAAUUUUGGGAAAAACAUGUUUCUUUUUAGGGGAACAAACAUUUUUAAUGAGCUGCCCACCAACAUAAUGAAAGCCGAAGACAUGCAGACUUUCUGCCACCGUGCAAAAGGGUUUUUAUUAUCGUAAUAGCUCUUAGUGGUUUCUCUUAGUAUUUUAGUACUGUAAUGAGAUUUUUAACAUAGUUUCAGUUUUUAAUGUAUAAUUAUGAAGUUGUAAUAUGUGUACAUAAAUUUGUAUUUUUAACCUGAUGUUAUUCACACAGGGUCCCUAUGGAUACCAGCCUUUGAGCUGAAUGGGCUACCCUGUUGAAAUAAAGUUUUACUUUACUUUACUUUUGUAGUGGUGCCAAUCAGUGCAAUCAUAGUGAAGACUAACCCCCUAGGCAGACAUUCUUUGGGCUCCGCGCAAUCUUUAGUGUAAACCUGGUGUGAUGGAACACUUGGCGCACAUGCAGACUUUACCUACUAGGCCUACUUCGCGAGUCAUUUACAUGCUCACCCCCACCCCCCCUUUCUAUACCCCAUCACAAUCUGAACUAUGUAGGAUGAUGUUGUGGAGGUGCAUAUGAAGUCUUUACCUCAUUUUAAUUCUACAUUUGCCAGGUUUUGGGUGGUGGGGGAUGGGCUUGUUGCUUUUGGAACUUAAAUGCAUGUUUGUGAUUAGGAUCAAGCUAGCUUAUAGGAUAGUGGCUUACAGUGGGCACAAAUCUAGUAAGCAAUUACAUACAGUCUGGUAAAUAUCUCACAUGAUCUCGAUUUGGAUUUGAUUUAUUACAUUUACUCCAUGUUGCUUACAAACCUUGUGAUUGAAAAUUACAAAACAGGAGAUGGGGGUUAUCAAAAGCACCGUGGCGCCAUACCAGGGAAACAUGAAUGAUGAAUAAUAUGUAUGGCUAUAUAUACAUGUACAUAGCCAAAAAUCAAGAUUAACAAAAAAAAAGAAAGGAAAAAAGGAAAGAAAAACUCAAAUUACUCCAAGAAAACUUUUAACCUUGUUUAAAAGACCAUACUUUCAACAUGUUAUCCACCUUAUAACCUACCAGGGCACCUGUUCACAUGCACCUAAGCCUUUCAUACAGCAGCUGCACCGUCAGUAUGAGCGGCAGUCAAAUUUAGUGCAAAAAGAGCUGAAGAACGUCUGCAAGAAAAUACUCGUGAAACAUGGGUUAAUGCGCGUGAAUCCGCGCGCAAAAAAAACGCCAUUGGGAAUCUGGGAGGAGUGACAAACAAGACGCUACUCAAAAAUAAGGCGCAACAUGCGUGAAACGCGCGUGGGAAGGCGGAAACUUAAAAGAAAUGGGGGCAACUGGAAAAAAAAAUCAACAAACUUCUCGAAGAAAUUUUGUUGAAAAAAAAUAUGGUUGUGACAUACGGGUUCACGCGCGUGGAUCCACGUGGAAUAUACAGGUUCACGCGAGUGGAACCACGUUGAAAAAGCCACAGGUACAAUUAAAAAUGAGAUGUUAUGUAGAAUUAAGGUGGACCGUACAUGAAACACGCAAGUGUUCGUUUCGAUCUGUUAAAGAUAUCUUGGCAUGGUAUAAUCCGCAGAAAUGUGAACGCCCAGAUUCUUAUAACAUCUUAUCUUGAAAGCAAGGACCGG